AGCACUGUGACACGGAAGUAAACGGCUUGUAUCCAACGACAACAAACAAGCGCUGCAUUCCUUGUUAUUACAGUUCAUUACUACCACAAUCAGGCGAAAUUAAACUUUUAAAUCAUUAGCUGACGUUGGUUUUGAAGCUAAAAAUACCAUGGACAUAAACAACGAGAAGGUUCAGUCCACCAGACGAAGAGACCUCCCGCCAAUUCCACAUGCACAGAAAGUGAGUUUUGCUUGCAUGGUUCAAUGUGGAAGGUCGUUCCUGCUUUGUCUGACAAACAUCCACUCAUAGUUUUGCUCCUACCUUUACUCACUAUAACAUAUAGUCAGCACACUCGUAGCUUGGUGCAUUGUUAUAAACACAUUUACCAAAUGGUUUCAAAUAUCACAGUGAAUUCUAGACACCAGAACUCCAGGCAAACAGUGAAGGCCAAUUACAACUCCCCACUGUCCUGAAUGUGCAUAUGCGUAUAAAUCUGCUCCAAACACCUUAAAGGUCGCACUUAGCUGCGUGCUUUACUGGGGUAAUCCUGCAACUUGAUUUAGCUCUCUAAUCCCAGCUACAUGUGCGUUGGAAAGAUUAUGUUGUCUCACUCUUAUACUUAAUUGGGAAUGAGAAGAAACUACUGGUGAGUUGUCCAUACACACACCCACUUUUUAUUCUGGUAGAAGUUAGGAGUGUGUUUAAGUGUUUUCUGUUAUAAGAAGCAUCAUCGGUCUGCUUCUGUACAUGUCUCCGGUGAAAGACAGUAAUGGCGCAUGUCAUCUAAGGCUCUUCUUCUCAGUUUGUUUUUUAUUUGUCAGCGUGGACCACGUGCAUUACCGUCCUUGCCAAGACUCAGCAGAUGAGAUGCCAGUUCCAAAGACUAAGAAGAAGAAGCCCAAACGUGAAGUGGACCCAGAAGGACUCGACGUGCUUCAUGCUCCAGGAGAUGGGGGAAUUGAGAUGGGCGUUCACAGUCCGUCAGAGAGCAAGGAACGCUCGAGCCCUGAACCGCCUGAGAACCCACCACAGAAGAAGAAAAAGAAGAAGAAAUCCCAGAUUACCGAUCUGGAAGGCGACCAGGCCGGCCUGUUCCUGAACGAUGACGUCCCAGAUCCGAACGUGGAAGAGGAACCGGCACGGAAACCCAAGAGGAGGAAGGUGAAGCCUAAAGUGACAGAAACUCAGUCAAAUGAUGAGUUGGCUGUUGAAGAUGAUGACAUCAUCACUGACACACAGCCUCCGAUCCCCCAGCAUGCUCUGUUCUCCGCCCCUCAGGGGACCAGUCAGCCAGUAUCCAAAGUGUUCAUCGAGAGGGACCGUCGUUUUCAGCCAGCUGAGCGUGUAGACCGGACCAAGAUCAAUGAUGCAGUAGAGCAGAACUUCCUGGACCUCCAGUCAACCUGGACCACCAGAGACGUGUCCAUGAAAGUGCACCGUGGCUUCAGGGUGAUGGGUCUGUUCUCCCAUGGCUUCCUGGCUGGUUAUGCCACAUGGAACAUUAUUGUGCUGUAUAUUCUGGCAGGGGAGCAGAUGAGCACCCUGCCUAACUUACUUCAGCAGUACUGCAUGCUGGCGUACCCCGCACAGGCACUUUUUUACUUCCUACUGGCCAUUAGCACCGUGUCAGCCUUUGACAGAGUGAACCUGGCAAAACCAUCAGUAGGCAUGCGGAGUUUGCUCACCCUGGACCCAGUAGCACUCGCCUCCUUCUUGUAUUUCUCUGCUCUGGUCCUGUGUCUCAGUCAGCAGAUGACCAGUGAUCGCAUCAAUCUCUACACUAGUAUCAAUACUUCUCUAUGGCAACCUGGCUCUGAACACACAGUGCUGUACCCCUGGAUCAUAGUACAUUUGGUGGUCACACUUCUAGUGGGCUUAGCCUGGAUAUUGCUGUCCACCUCCCCUGCUGUGGAUUACACUGAGGAGUUCUUGAUGGCAAUGGAUAUCGAGUACCCUCAAAUGGAGAAAGGAAUCAUCACCGCCUGAGAUGUUCAACUUGUUUAUUCCUGUAUGGAAGACUGUAAAUAAAUUGUAAUACCACA
Molecule: messenger RNA, 2022 nt
Organism: Electrophorus electricus (electric eel)
Lineage: Eukaryota; Metazoa; Chordata; Actinopteri; Gymnotiformes; Gymnotidae
Source: RefSeq, a predicted model, not a curated record